Molecule: messenger RNA, 435 nt
Organism: Drosophila nasuta
Lineage: Eukaryota; Metazoa; Arthropoda; Insecta; Diptera; Drosophilidae
Product: small integral membrane protein 12-A
Exons: 2
Coding region: 93-359 (88 amino acids)
Source: RefSeq, a predicted model, not a curated record
UCACACUGCUGUCACCGGUGUCAGUGCUUGUCGUCUUCUUCUUCGACAAUUUAGAUUUCCAUUGUAAAUAAAUAAAAUUUAAUAAAUUCGUGAUGUGGCCUGUUGUAAUGGCUCUCUUGCGGCGCAAUGCUGUCUACUUUACGUUGCCGGUUGCAGCUGUUGUUGGUUUCAUUGGUUACAACCUGGAAAGUAUUUUAUCCGAUAAAUACACACCAUACAGCCCUUCUAUCCAGGAAGUCCGCGCUAAGCGUUUAACUGACGACAGUUUAAUAGAGAAUGCCGCCAAUGUGGAGAAAUUGCAAUUGAAGAGCGCGGUGCUGGAACGCAAUUUGUCGCCGUCUUUGCAGCCAAAAGCGUGAUUGCCCUGCGAGCAUGUUGUUACCUAAGUUUUCAUGAGUGUUAAUUAAAAUUAGACAAUAAAAAAAAGUUACCGAA